Molecule: messenger RNA, 2471 nt
Organism: Anguilla anguilla (European eel)
Lineage: Eukaryota; Metazoa; Chordata; Actinopteri; Anguilliformes; Anguillidae
Product: histone H2A.V
Exons: 5
Coding region: 132-518 (128 amino acids)
Cellular component (GO): nucleosome
Molecular function (GO): protein heterodimerization activity; structural constituent of chromatin; DNA binding
Source: RefSeq, a predicted model, not a curated record
GAUUUACCGUCGUCGCGAAAUCCUCGCACACAGGCUCUCGCAAAGGAGGUUUAUUGUUUCGCUUCAUCUCCGGCUGAAAAUUGUCCCAGGUCCCUCGUUUCCCGAGUACAAACAACUCAACGGAAAAAAAAAUGGCAGGAGGAAAAGCAGGAAAGGACAGUGGGAAGGCCAAGGCAAAAGCAGUGUCUCGCUCACAGAGGGCAGGACUACAGUUCCCGGUGGGCCGUAUCCACAGACACUUGAAGACUCGCACUACGAGCCACGGGCGUGUGGGGGCCACUGCGGCGGUGUACAGCGCUGCCAUCCUCGAGUACCUGACUGCUGAGGUGUUGGAGUUGGCGGGGAACGCGUCUAAAGAUCUGAAGGUGAAGCGCAUCACUCCGCGUCACUUGCAGUUGGCCAUCCGUGGGGACGAAGAGUUGGACUCGCUCAUCAAGGCCACCAUCGCCGGUGGAGGUGUGAUCCCCCAUAUCCACAAGUCCCUCAUUGGCAAGAAGGGCCAGCAGAAGACCGCAUAGAGAUGGAAGGGGAGUGUCCUGGAGCCUGCAGUGGCUCUACUUGCAAAAGGAGAGGACUGGGCCACUCCAUGAGUUCCAGUUCUUUUCUCUUUUUUUUUCCCUUUUUUUUUUUUUUUUUGUUUUUUUUAUUUUUAAUUGUAGUUUGAAGAUAUAAGCAAUUGAUUGUUAGAUUAUAAGUUGUAAUAUUUCAAAAAAAGAAAAAAAAUGCCAAAAAAGAAACAUUUGUAUGUUGAUUUAGAUUUGUUUUCUCCUUCAUCGAGGGUUGGGGGAUGGGUUGUAUCUUGUCAUAUUGUGGAAAAAAAUUGUUGGAUUGGCUCGAGCUUCAAAAGUGUUUUAUACUGGAAAAAUUUGAAUUGUUAAACCGUGUUUUUCAAAAUGGUGUUUGUGGGUUUUUUUUUUCUCCGUAGUCCAUACUGCAGUUCCACGCAUGUUUGUAAUUAUGUGAAUUUGCCUGUGCAAAACUUCAUCAUAACAGCAGUUCUCAAAUGACCAAGGUUCUGUGACCCAACCUGGACCAGUUGUGUACCCGAAUGGUCACAUUUCUGAGUAUCUGAGCCUUUCAGCUGGCAAAUGGGAACUGCCAUCCACUCCAAUUACUGAAGACAAACUCGUCUAAUUGAAUUCAUCAACGGUACAUGUCUAAGUGCAUGUCAUCGGAAAUGAAAUAGUUUCAUCUUCAGUUUCAAGAGGGAUAUGGUGGUGCUGUUGUCCUGUCAGGAGGUCUUGCUACAUGGGCUUCACACAGUUUCACUAGACAAAUGGACGAUUCAUUUAACCAGUGUGGUUAUUUUACUGGGAAGAUGGACUUCAUUUGUUAUCUGCUGCAGAGGGACUCAACCCUGCUUUGUAAACCGAUGGCUCAAAAAGAUGCGUUUGCUGACAGGUUAUGGUAACAAUGGACUGCAGCCCCCUCCCCUUCCUACCAUUUCCCAUUUUUUGCUGCCAUGUGAUCCUCACUUGUGCAUUCAGCAAAGAAUUUAGUGUGUCUAAUGAGGUCCAUAUUUGUAAAUGACUAUUGGAUUGCAGCCUGUAUUUAAAUUGACUUAAAAUGUGUCAUGUCUUUUGGCACUUCGACAAAUUAGAAUUAUUUUAAUUUACCAAUCCCUCUCCAAGUAUAAGUAUUAAUACCUGACAUUCAGUAGGCAGUUUUAACUGAGUGUCCCCAUUUAGUUAUUGACCUGGGUAUGUUAAAUCAGAAAUAAUUGCAGGCCAGUAUUGUCCCCAUAAAAACAUGAUACAUGCACUUUGUUUUCUCUGUCAGCAGAGGGGGCUAUUACACCAGUAUCUAAAUAGACCACAAUGUGACCCUUGCACAGCAGCAUAUGUGCUUAACAUAGGGCAGUGCUUCCCAACCCUGUUCCUGGAGGUCCGCUGUGCUGUAAGAGUUUGUUUUAACACCAACAAAGCUCACCUUCCAACAGCUAGAGAUCUCCUUGAGCGGCUAACUAUCAGGUGUGCCACAUUUGGAUUGAAAUGAAAACCUGCUGGAUGGCAGAUCCCCAGGAACAGGGCUGGGAAGUGCUGAUGCAGGAUAUCUGAUAUCUGCCCGUUCUCGCCUGAGCAGUUAAUACUGAAGUUAAUUACUUCCCCCGCCGCCAGACUUGAGGACGAUCUGUGACGUGUUCAUAUCGAGGCUGUGUCCCAGGAAAACAAACAAUUAAGGACGGGUGAAUUUCUUACUUGAUGGCCUGUCCGUUCUUUUUGAAUGUCAGUUAUUUUAUGUUAGUAAAUACUGGACAACUAUUUUAAACUUGAAUGACAUUGAUCACAACAAGCUGAUCAGAGUGUUCAGGGUACAAUCAAUCUUCCUGAAUGUGAUUUUUAUUACUUGCAUAACAGGAAAACAUACAAAUGUCCUAUAGGACAAUGUGAUAAAGCUGGUAAGUCAAAGUGAAAUGUGUGUAUGGAUUCUAUUCUAGGUCUGAUUCAGAACAAUAAAGGAAAAGGGAAAAA